UCGCUUACUACUCAGACAUUGUCUGUACUUCUUCUCAAUCUCUGCGGCCCAGUGUGGGGUUAAACUGGGGGACAUUUCUGGCAGCAGCAGAUUUCUGGAUCAUGGGUGACUGGGCCCCCAAGCUGUGCUCUACUUGCUUACUGGGUGCCAGCUCCAAACUGUCAGGUUGGAUAUGUGUGUGAAUUAAAGGUGAACCUUCCCUCCCCGGGCUGGUCUCAUAACUAGAGGGGGAGCUGCUGACGGAAGCGGAACUUUGCUGAGUUCUAAUACAAUGAGAGGAGAGGAAGGAUCCUCACUGGUCUCAACCUCCUGCAGAGAGAGGGCCAGCAGAGGGGAGUCUCCACCAAACUCACAGCCGGAGUCUACAAGAACCCAGUCUGCUGAGCAGUGCACUAAGCACAGGAGUCCAGCAGCACCCACCUCCUCCAGGCAAACAAAAGCCCCUCUGCAGCUCCAGGUGGAAUCUGAACUUCCCGGCCUGGCACAUUUAACCUCAGUAGAACCUCAACAGCAGAUGGAGCCAUAGUGAGCCCAUAGUGGGACACCCUCAGCUUCACUACACACACAAAAGAGCCGGAUCCCAGCUGUCAGGGGGGCAACUCAUGGACCAUCCUCAGUCUAUAUGAGAUCAAGCUGUGCUCCGACUCAUUACUGCUCCCCCGGCUGUUACUGCUUGAACCAGGGCAGUGAUAGGAUGGCCUCCUUCCAGACGCCCGAACAGGGCACGGUGGCCUUAAUGACUCACAAUUCCAAUGGCAAUAAAGAAACGGAGAGAGGCAAAGAGGAGCUGCAGCAGCAGCAGGAGAAAGGGCAGGAGAAGCCCGACCCGUCGCAGAAGCCGCCUUAUUCGUAUGUGGCGCUCAUAGCGAUGGCCAUCAGGGAGAGCCAAGAGAAGCGUCUGACGCUGUCGGCCAUUUACCAAUACAUCAUCAGCAAAUUCCCCUUCUACGAGAAGAACAAGAAGGGCUGGCAGAACAGCAUCCGACACAACCUCAGCCUCAACGAGUGUUUCAUUAAAGUGCCCCGGGAGGGCGGCGGCGAGAGGAAGGGCAAUUACUGGACCCUGGACCCGGCCUGCGAGGACAUGUUCGAGAAGGGCAACUACCGGCGCAGGAGGAGGAUGAAGAGACCCUUCCGACCCCCGCCGACCCACUUCCAGGCUGGAAAGAGCCUUUUUGGCAGUGACACCUACGGCUACCUGUCCCCACCCAAGUACCUGCAGUCCACCUUCAUGAACAACUCGUGGCCUCUGAGCCAACCACCAGCCCCAAUGUCCUACACCUCGUGCCAGAUGGCCGGGGGCAACGUCAGUCCAGUCAAUGUCAAGGGACUCUCCGCAUCGUCCUCCUACAGCCCCUACUCCAGGGUGCAAAGUAUGUCACUGCCCAGCAUGGUCAACUCCUACAAUGGAAUGAGCCACCACCACCACCCACAUGCCCACCAUGCCCAACAACUGAGCCCUGCCAGCCCUGCGCCCGCACCCCCAGCUCCCCCUAAUGGGGUGCAAUUCACUUGUGCCAGGCAACCCCCCGACCUCUCUAUGAUGCACUGCUCCUAUUGGGACCAUGAUGCCAAGCACAGCGCCCUGCACCCCAGGAUAGACCUCUGAGGAACACCAACAAGCUAUUGAGGAACUACCAAAGAGAGACCCCUGUAAUCUCCCAGACAUGGACCCUCAGUGCAAGGGCCAGAACUGCAACUGCCAGCCCUUAGUAGCGCUCAGGAAUGGAUCUCUUGUAGACUCGGUGCCAUUUAUUCUUGGGGGAUACUUUGUUGCAAUGAUCUGCUCCCCGUUUGAUUGAAGGCAGUGUAAGUGGAACUGUGUGUAUCAGUGUUACUGUGUAGCAAUCAUUUCCCAAAGCUUGGCGGGGCUCUGGGUCAAUGGGGUUCUUGUCCAAAUAAUUUGGGAGCAAUGAUCUCAAUUUAAAACUCUCCGGAAAAAUAUUCCAAAAUUGAAUCCUGAGUUGGAAUAUUUUGAGGAGAACUUAAAGAAUUUCCUGUACAUCUCAUGUUCAUUUUUCUCCUAUAUUUCAAUAGAGGAGACCCUGUAGCCAGUACAGACACACAACAAGCACAGACACACAGUCUCGCACUUUCCCACAACCCCAGACCUUGUGUAGGAUUUAGGUUGUGAGCAGGGAAGGGUUCGCAUGUAAUGAAAUGGUUAAUAAGAUGUGAUUAGUUCCUAUGUCAAUGUCAGUUCGUCAGCGCUAGUUCACCGGCUCUGGGGCAAUAACAGGCCAGCAGCAGGGGGGUUUCCAGUGUUCAGCGCCGCAUCCGUUCUCCCAGACAGAAUUUUCAGCCGCACAGAUUCUCUGAUGCCUGAGAAACACAACCCAUUACUUGUACUGUAUAACGUAGAAUUGCCUUACCUAGUGUCCAUCAGCUGUUGUUGAUGUAAAACUCCCAGCACCCUCUAAUAGCAUUUGAUUAAUGACAGUUGUACUUUGGCACAUGGAAGAGAACAGGUUGGGCAACCCCGCCAAAAAAAGGUGACACUGGACCUAUCGAGCUGCUUUAUUUGCCUUCCCAUCGAGAUAGAAUUAGCCACUCCACUCACUCUUUCCCCCCACAGGCCCCAAAGGGCAACCUAUAAGCCACGUACAGUUUUAUGGAUGAUUAUUGUUCUCUUUGUCUGGUGUAAAUGUUUUAAUUUUUUUGUUUCUCCCCCCCCCCCUUCAUUUAAUUUCCAUGAACCCUUUUUUUCUGUCAGUUGCAGUUCAGCAUCGCACAGCAAUCAGUUCCUGGGCUCACUGGCAGCUAAACAGUUACUAUUUGGGACCAAUUUUCUCAGAAAAAAGUCCAUUAGCACUUUCUGCUGUUUGUUUUUUUUUGUUUUUUUUGUAAUUCUAGUGCUGUUAAUUACUAAAUAAAAUAAUCUUGUUUCUUUUAAUGCUGGUUCCUACGUUUUGUAACAGUCACCCCCGUUUCUAGUGAUUGUGUGUAUACGAAUUCCUUCUCCUGAGAUACUAAUCAUUAUAAAUAGACAGAUUCGGAUUUAUAAGUACAUGCAUGGGCGUGUACGUUUUGGGAAGGGUUAUUUCUUUAGUUAAAUGAACUAUUCAAUAUACAAUAUCCUGAUAUCAGUGCCUGAAAGCAGUUGGUAUUUAUUCCAAGCGAAACCCAGGAUUUAAGAGAAUUGGGAAUAAAGUUGGCUCAGAACAUAAAUGCCACAUGUCCCUUUGAACAGACCAAAAAACAAAAACAAAAAUUCUGUCUAAUGAAAGAAAGUAUAAUUUUAGGCAAGUUACCACUAUACAUUAUGAGUUUAUAGUUAUUUUAAAAUAGGGAUUGCAGCUGAAAGCAGUAUCUUCCAGCCCUUUGCUAUUCCCUGCACUGGUGGUUCUGACUUUUAAAAGAGAAACAGCAAAAUACCCGUCUGCUAUGUUGUUUCGAGCGUUAGAACCAGCAGUGUAGAAAGGAACAGAAAAACAUCCAAAACGCUUACAGUGACAUUUGCUAAUAACUAUAAGCUGUUAUUGUUAAACAAUGUUUAAUUAACAUAUUUUGGAGUGUUGUUAGAUGAUCUUUAUUAAUCUAAUUUUGGAAUUAACAUCCCUUUUAAAUCCGCAGAUGACCAGAUAGAAUUUAUUUGUACAACACAAAUAAGCACCAUAUUAACCAGUGCUAGAGAAUAUUUCCAUAAGGUUAUUUGCGCCCAGGCAAAUACAGAAAUAAUUCAGAGAUUUCCUGGCAGGGUAUUGAAUUCCAAGUCUUUAUCAGCACUGGCUCAAACACACCAUCAGACUGAAUUUUAUAAAAGAAGUGAACUUUCUUCUAGGAGGAUAGAUUGUAGGUA
Xenopus laevis (African clawed frog) is the source of this 3799-nucleotide messenger RNA. It is a transcript of the gene foxl2.L, whose product is annotated as forkhead box L2 L homeolog. Gene Ontology annotation, biological process: regulation of transcription by RNA polymerase II; cell differentiation; regulation of DNA-templated transcription. The record is from RefSeq and is a predicted model, not a curated record. The transcript has a single exon. Gene Ontology annotation, molecular function: sequence-specific DNA binding; DNA-binding transcription factor activity; RNA polymerase II cis-regulatory region sequence-specific DNA binding. Lineage: Eukaryota; Metazoa; Chordata; Amphibia; Anura; Pipidae. Bases 623 to 1609 code for a protein of 328 amino acids. Gene Ontology annotation, cellular component: nucleus.